AAGUCUGCUGUCUGACAUUAACAGUAAACAAUUUCGUUUUUGGCAUUAGCAUACUUUGUAGAAAGAAAACAAAUAUUAAAGAAAUUGUACCAAAUAUUCUUUCAUCUUAAGAAGUAGCACAAAUAGUAUAUAUUAUACUCAAAAAUAACAAUGUCUUCACCUUUGGAAAAGCUCGAAACGCAAUUAGAAAUGUUCAUAGAAAAUGUGAGACAAAUACGUAUUAUUGUCAGUGAUUUUCAGCCACAGGGACAAAGUGUCUUGAACCAGAAGAUCCAAUCUUUGGUCACGGGUCUACAAGAAGUGGACAAAUUAAAAUCUCAAGUACAUGACAUUCAUGUACCAACUGAAGUCUUUGACUACAUUGAUCAAGGACGUAAUCCUCAACUCUACACAAAAGACUGCAUUGAUAAAGCAUUAGCUAAAAACGAAGAAGUUAAGGGAAAAAUUGAUUCAUACAAAAGAUUCAAAAGUCAUCUUCUUUCAGAACUUUCUAAAACAUUUCCUAAUGAAAUUGCUAAAUAUAAAGCUAUCAGAGGUGGAGAAUAAGUUAUAUGAGUUUUAAAAUUAAGUCUAUUUUUAUGAAUACUAUUAAUAUUUUAAGGUUAAUUAAAAUGUAAACAAAUAAA
Messenger RNA from Pieris rapae (cabbage white), 626 nucleotides. RefSeq names its product mediator of RNA polymerase II transcription subunit 10 (gene MED10). Gene Ontology annotation, biological process: positive regulation of transcription by RNA polymerase II. Gene Ontology annotation, cellular component: chromatin; mediator complex. The record is from RefSeq and is a predicted model, not a curated record. Bases 151 to 546 code for a protein of 131 amino acids. Gene Ontology annotation, molecular function: transcription coregulator activity. The transcript has 3 exons. Lineage: Eukaryota; Metazoa; Arthropoda; Insecta; Lepidoptera; Pieridae.